Messenger RNA from Didymodactylos carnosus, 2371 nucleotides. NCBI's taxonomy places the organism in Eukaryota, Metazoa, Rotifera, Eurotatoria, Philodinida, Philodinidae. The record is from the annotation of a GenBank genome assembly.
GAGCAGCUCUCAUACUCAUAUUCGGAAUCAGCAUCAUCGAUAACCUAUAACCCACUAGGUUUCGUUGAAAAAGCGAGGGGGCACUUAAAAACGUUCUCUCGUUAGUCAGAUAGUUUUGAAAUUUUUUUCAAAAAAUGGUCAGAUUCCUUACGGUUUCCGUCAUUUUGUCCUUUUAUGAGUGCAAAAGUUUGGAUAAUUUAGGCAGUUUAUUUUAUAUUGACCUGAGUUAGAUCGAAACGGGUCAACCAAACGUGGCCCGAAUCGACUGGACUUAACUCGACCCGUUUCGGUCUCUGUGAGCGACAUCUCAUUUUGUAGAUAAAAGUGUGCUCUUCAAAACUCACUACGGAUUCAAGUCGAUUAGAUCGAUUGUUUACAAUUAUUUUGCCACGAAAUGUAAAAGUAAAUUUUGCUUAAAACACUUCGGACAUUUCUACUAUAUAUGAACAACGAUCGGUCUAAUCGGCUUGAAUCCACAAUGAACUUGGAAAGGCACACUUCAAUCUACAAUCAGACGUUGCUCAGCUCUCCAUGAUAUAUCCUUCGAGUUUUAUACGAUUAACAAAUAGAGCAAAUGGUAACGCACAGACAGCGUCACGCUAUCUUGGUGUUAAGUGAUACGAAAAUUUUCAUGGUGCGAAGUACAGGUGUCUAAAGUCUUUUUAUAUUCGAUUUAUAGAAGAUGAGAACUUUGUUAUUCUGUGCAAUAUUUUUCUUGAAUUAUGGUGAAGAAAAUAACUGAAUCAGCUGCUGCUGAGACAUGUAAUUUGAAGGGAGCACUAAUCACAACAGACUUAAUAAACGUUCGAUUUUUUUUUUUCUAAAUAGUAUAAUAAUAAAAUGGAGCUGACCUUCAACGACAUUUUUAUGUGUACUAACAAUAAACAUUUGAUUUAUAUUUUUUAUAUGCUUAUCUUUAUUGAUAAACGAGAUGAUCAUUUCUCAAUGUGGGAUUGUCAUUCAAUCAAUCUAUCUAACUUGGAAUUUUUUUUUCUCCUUGUUUUUUCUUUGUGCAAGUCGAAUUAUACAUUUUUUUCUUUCAUUCUAUGUUUUAUAAUAUUCAUUGUAUCAUUGAUACAUAAUCCUUCAUGUUUUAUGAUGGUCUUGCUUAACGGUCAUCCACUAAAUGUAGAUUGUUUCGUUCUCUUUGUUCUGUUCCUAUAAUUUUUUAUUCAUGUUUACAAAAGAACUUCGUCGUUCUCUAUCAAAAAUACGCAAAAGUAAAAAGGUAGAUAGAGAAAUGAACUCUUUUACUUUCAUCUAAUUUUUAUAUAUAAUUUGUUCAAUAUGUUUGUAUGUGUUCUUUUAGACUUCAAAGAGGAAUGAAUCAGUUGGAGUUGACAACAUAUCACCUUCUACUUUAUCACCUAAGAAUAAUCGAAUAUGUCAGGUAUGUUAAAGUUAGCAAUUAUAAAUUUCUAAGCAUUGCAUAUAUUAUAGUUGCUAAGUGUGGUAUGCUUUAGAAUACGAGAACAUUUUUGUCAUCCACAUCUGUACCGUUAGAAACGCAAUCAACUGGCGAUGUUUGGGUAUGCAUACAUACAAUGAUGGCAUUUUUUUUUGUUUCUAAAAAGUGAAUAUUUAGAAUUCCAGUAAAAAGAUACCAUUCAUUCAUUUUUAAUCGUAGAUUUUAUUUUAUUUUUAGUUAUCUGAAUUCAUAUUAAAAGUAGAAACUGGAAGUGUUUAUGAUGAAUUUGAUUCAAUUCCGUUAUGUCGUAUGACUAAUAAUAAUCUAUUUCAAGAUGGUCGAUUAUCAGAAAAUAUAGAACGAAACAGAUUUCCAGAUGUCAUUCCAUACGAUGAUACACGUGUUCGACUUAUUCCCGUUAAGGAAAAUCUUCAGGGUUAUAUUAAUGCAUCGCAUGUCAAAAUUCGUAUACAGAAUACAAUUUAUUCAUAUAUAGCAACUGAAUCACCUCUCCCAUUGACAAUAUAUGAUUUUUGGAGAAUGAUUUCGUUAAAUAAUAUUCAUGUUGUUGUUAUGUUAAUUGGAGAUUUUAUUGAAAAUGAUCAUCAAAUAUGUGCUCGUUAUUUUCCAUUGAAAAAAGAAAAUAUAUUACGGACAAACGAGUUCGAAAUUGAACUUAUAUCCGAACAGAUACGUGUCGAUUUUAUUAUUCGACAUUUUCGAAUGUAUACUAUCAAUGGUCAACGAAUAAGAACCGUUGCUCAUUUACAAUACACAGCGUGGGAUGAUAAUCAAUUACCAUUGGAAUGUCAAUCAUUCAUUGAUUUUGUUAAUGAAGUUGAUUGUGUACGUCGAUAUUAUGGUGAAACAAAUCCAUGUUUAGUUCAUUGCACGGCUGGAAUAGAAAGUGAGCAUACCAAGUGUGCUAAAAGUGAUGCGAGAACAUCGAAUGUCAUUAGUUGA